AUGAGCACAGUGGUCAACACCUACAUCGCCCCGAUGGAUUACUCCUACUCGCGGCACUCCAACCUCGCGGGCGCGCCCCUGCCCCGCAUCCCCCGCAGGCCCUCUGCGUCCAGCAAUCCUCGUCGUUCACCCCCGACGCCCCCACGCCCCGAGGCCAAGUCCGCCAACCCAGACGAGGCCUCCAGUUCGUCCAGCGGCUCCGACUCCAACUUUGUCCACAUCCAGCCCCGCCAGAAGCGCGUCCGCGCCCCCAGGGUCCACCCCUUACGUUCACCCGAGGAGUCCACUCCCACGCCCGCCGUCCUUCACGCAAAGGCCCAGCAGGCGCAGAAGGGUGUCGCGUUCCCGGUGUCAUCUGACGGUCCCUCCCAUGACGAGACGACGCCUCGUGCUUCAUCCGCCUCCCGGCAUAACCUUCACAUCGUCCUCGAUACCCUCCGCCCGAAGCUCCCAGCGGCCUCUUCGUCCACCCUCGGGACCCCUCGUGUCGAUGGCCCGCGGAUAGUGUCUGCUCCCCAGCCUGGCGACGCCAGCGUGUCUCGCGAUAAGACUGGCCGGCCACUCAAGUCCUCCCUCAAGUCUCGGAGACCCGCCGUCCGCGGCGACCUUUCAGUCGUCACCGGUCACCCCAUCACCAAGAGCGAGCCCGCGACCCCGUCGACGAGCAAGAGCGUCCACUUCGACGCCAAGCUCGAGCACGUCAAGCUCUUCCUCGCGGAGCAGAAGCCGCUUGCGAUCUCGCGCGAGGGAUCGCCUACGGACACCAGUGCGUCGGAGAGCGACUUCCCUGGCUCCAUCUACGGGAAGAAGGGCAAGGAUGAGAGUACCCUCACCAUGCGCGUCACCAACAUGCCGGUGGUACCCCGCGCGGACGCUGAUCUCGCUCUCGAGGGCCUCACCCUCGACGCCGACAACGCGCAGCUCGUGGGCCGCAUCCGCGUGCGCAACAUCGCGUUCGAGAAGUGGGUCGCCGUCCGCUUCACGGUCGACGACUGGCAGACGACGAGCGAAGUCACCGCGAAGUACCUCGACUCGAUACCCGGCGGCGUCUUCGACCGCUUCUCGUUCACGAUCCGGCUCGGGGACAUGCUCGCGCGCAUCGAGGAGAAGAAGAUGUUCUUCGCCAUCCGCUACAACGUCCUCGGCCGCGAGGUCUGGGACAACAACGCGGGCGCGAACUACCACGUCGUCUUCUCCAAGCUCGCGCGCCCGCGCCCGGCCACCCCGUCCGAGACGCCCCUCGGGUCCCUGAAGACGAAGCUCGAGGACGUCGCCAAGGGCUCCUCCGGCUCCGAGACCGUCGGCGCCUUCAUGGCCAAGGCGGCGCCGUUCACCCUCGGGGCCUCCACCUCGCUCUCCUCCCGCGCCCUGGCCGCGCUCGACCCCGCCCGCGGCGGCGGACACGCCCACGAAGCCCGCGCACACCCGCACGUCCACGUACCCGAACCCCACGUUCGGCCGGCGCGGCAAGACCCCUCGUUGGACGACGCCGCCCCGGCCACCCCCGCACGGAACCAGGCGCUCGCACGCGGGUCCCCGCGCGCGCUCGAAUCGAGCCCGUUCGAGCGCUCGCCGGUCCCGGUGCCGGCGUUCGCGGACGAGGAAGCGCUCGAGGACACGCCCGUGGCGGGGAUGGCGCGCCGCCGCAACCACGCGCGCGGGUACUUUGACCUCGGGCUCGCGCCGUCGGGGAGCGCGGUGAAGAUGACGCCGCCGACGUCGCCGGGCGAGGCGCUGCCGCCGACGCCGACGCGCGGGCUCUGGGUGCCGCCGCCGCCGGUGGACAGCGCGGAGAGCACGCCGAGCGUGUCGAGCGACAGCAACUGCAGCUCGGCGUCGUCGAGCCCGACGGAGGAGCUCGGGUUCGGGUUCGGGGCGCAGAGCCCGGUCGGCCCGAGCGACAGCUACAGCUCUUUCCUGGACAAGUACUGCUACUACACCGGCGGCAGCGAGUCGAUGCUGGACGCCCUCGGCCAGGACCCGAUCCAGCGCUCGCACUCGGCGUCGAGCGUCGAGGAGCUCCUGUCGAUGUCCCCAGCGCGAGCUACAUGCUCUCGCCCGGGCAGACGCCGACGCGCUCGAGCAGCGCCGACGACGUCGUGGGCAUGCGCAGCGGGUCGACGACGCCGACGGCGUGCACGCCCGUGCCCGGCUUCGCCGUCGCGGCGGGACGCCCCGAUCGCUGCGGCGUAG
Molecule: messenger RNA, 2193 nt
Organism: Epithele typhae
Lineage: Eukaryota; Fungi; Basidiomycota; Agaricomycetes; Polyporales; Epitheliaceae
Product: putative phosphatase regulatory subunit-domain-containing protein
Exons: 4
Coding region: 1-2193 (730 amino acids)
Biological process (GO): regulation of glycogen biosynthetic process
Cellular component (GO): protein phosphatase type 1 complex
Molecular function (GO): glycogen binding; protein phosphatase 1 binding
Source: RefSeq, a predicted model, not a curated record